Molecule: messenger RNA, 1645 nt
Organism: Lagenorhynchus albirostris (white-beaked dolphin)
Lineage: Eukaryota; Metazoa; Chordata; Mammalia; Artiodactyla; Delphinidae
Gene: RFC3
Product: replication factor C subunit 3
Exons: 10
Coding region: 117-1187 (356 amino acids)
Biological process (GO): DNA-templated DNA replication; DNA repair
Cellular component (GO): nucleus; DNA replication factor C complex
Molecular function (GO): ATP hydrolysis activity; DNA binding; DNA clamp loader activity
Source: RefSeq, a predicted model, not a curated record
GCGCAGGUAGUGAUGUCGCGAGAUUUGGAGCUCGCGGGAAAACUUGUUUGUGAGUCCGGAGCGGAGGACGAGCGCGAGGGAAGUUCGAGUGUCGGACCCCGGGAACUCGGGCCGGCAUGAGCCUCUGGGUGGACAAAUACCGGCCCUGCUCUUUGGGACAGCUGGACUAUCACAAGGAGCAGGCGGCCCAGCUGCGCAACUUGGUGCAGUGUGGUGACUUUCCUCAUCUGUUAGUCUAUGGACCAUCAGGUGCUGGAAAAAAGACAAGAAUUAUGUGUAUUCUACGUGAGCUUUAUGGUGUGGGAGUGGAAAAAUUGAGAAUUGAACAUCAGACCAUCACAACUCCAUCUAAAAAGAAAAUUGAAAUUAGCACUAUUGCAAGCAAUUACCACCUUGAAGUUAAUCCCAGUGAUGCUGGAAAUAGUGACCGGGUAGUAAUUCAGGAGAUGUUGAAAACAGUGGCACAAUCACAGCAACUUGAAACAAACUCUCAAAAAGAUUUUAAAGUCGUGUUAUUGACAGAAGUUGACAAACUCACUAAAGAUGCUCAGCAUGCCUUGCGCAGAACCAUGGAAAAGUAUAUGUCCACCUGCAGGUUGAUCUUGUGUUGCAAUUCUACAUCAAAAGUGAUACCACCUAUUCGUAGUAGGUGCCUUGCAGUUCGUGUGCCUGCUCCCAGCAUUGAAGAUAUUUGCCAUGUGUUAUCUACUGUGUGCAAGAAGGAAGGUCUAAAUCUUCCUUCACAACUGGCUCGUAGACUUGCAGAGAAGUCCUGCAGAAAUCUCAGAAAAGCUCUGCUUAUGUGUGAAGCCUGCAGAGUGCAACAAUAUCCUUUUACUGGAGAUCAAGAAAUCCCUGAAACAGAUUGGGAGGUGUAUCUGAGGGAGACUGCCAAUGCUAUUGUCAGUCAGCAGACUCCACAGAGGCUCCUUGAAGUUCGUGGGAGACUCUAUGAGCUUCUGACUCAUUGUAUUCCUCCUGAAAUAAUAAUGAAGGGCCUUCUCUCAGAGCUUUUACAUAAUUGUGAUGGACAACUGAAAGGGGAAGUGGCCCAGAUGGCAGCUUACUAUGAACAUCGUCUACAGCUGGGUAGCAAAGCCAUUUAUCACUUGGAAGCAUUUGUGGCCAAAUUUAUGGCACUUUAUAAGAAGUUCAUGGAGGAUGGAUUGGAAGGCAUGAUAUUCUGACAUCAGUAAUUCUUCCUAAUAUUUCUCAGUAUCAGCAUUUACAUUAAAUUUAUAUUGGAAGAGCUACAGGUGAAGAAACUGGAUCCAGGCAGUUGAGCACAGACUGCCCUCAACUACAUUCAUAGCCACCAACCAAGAAAUAGGCCCUCAGUACUACCCAGCAAACUCACAUUUCUCAGAUCCAGUCUCCACAGUGCCUUUUCCAGAACUUCAUUUAGAGCAGAUAACCUUAUAUCCUUACCAGCCAGCUACCAAAACCAAAUAUGUAUGCAUCCUAUAUUACUCUAUGUUCAUUUGUUUGUAUCCAAUUUACUCUGUGUGCAUUCAUAUUUUCUCUUGAUGAGACAGAGAAGCUGCUCAUCUGUUUUUAAUCCUGAGCCUUGGAUUUCACCAAUUUUAGCCUGUCCCUCAAAACCUAUGAUGUCCCUUUGUCCUUGUCUCUUUUGUCCUCAGUCCCU